CAUGAUCCGAUCUGUAGCCCCACCAGGACGCCCUUACAUGUUUUUGCAACGAACUCACAGUUCACAGGGUGACUUCAUUUUGCGAUUGAAUCCGUAACCACAACAAUAGGCAAAAAUGGGCGUUGGUGCAAGCUUUGGCGCUCAUCGCAGCCACCCCAAGUUCUCCAAGCACUAUUGCCGCAUUAUCAAGCGUUACAUGCCACAUUUUCCGAUCACCGAACCGUCCGACAAUGAGGAUCGACUGGUAGCUUUCGAGCACUGGGAGCGAGUCUUCAAGGAAAAUAUCCACACUGAUGCACACCACGCUGUCGGGUCCGGUACCAAGAUCGGGUUACUGUACGAGAACUUCUACAAGUACCUCUUCGAUAACUAUCCGCACAUGAAGCCCCUUUUCCAAGCAUCGGUUCAGAUUCAGAGCCGCGUGAUCGUGCAUAUCAGCAGCGGCAUGAAGUCGCUCUUGUCAUCAGAGGAUCUUGUCCAGAAGGUGAUGAACUUGGCGCUCGUACAUCUCAAGAUCGGUGUGAAACCAGACGACUUUGACCCGCUCGGAGACUCUCUUAUCCAAGCGAUGCGACUUACUUGCGGGGAUGACUGGGACGAGAAGGUCGAAAUGGCAUGGAAAAGAAUCUACUGCCAUGCGUCAAUCCUCAUCUUGGUUAACAUACCUGAUCUUGACCUCACCGGACCAGACGACGACUAGCAUUCGUGGACAGCUUAGUACAAACAACACAGCGAUCAAUAGAGGUAUUCCAGUUUUCUGUGUACAACAGAGUUACCAUUACCGGUAUUAGGCUGCGCACUGUGUGUUACUGGUCAGGGGUGGCUUGCCCCCU
Phytophthora nicotianae INRA-310 is the source of this 833-nucleotide messenger RNA. RefSeq lists its product as hypothetical. Gene Ontology annotation, cellular component: intracellular anatomical structure. NCBI's taxonomy places the organism in Eukaryota, Oomycota, Peronosporomycetes, Peronosporales, Peronosporaceae. The transcript has a single exon. Gene Ontology annotation, molecular function: nitric oxide dioxygenase [NAD(P)H] activity; oxygen binding; heme binding. Gene Ontology annotation, biological process: cellular response to nitrosative stress; nitric oxide catabolic process. The record is from RefSeq and is a predicted model, not a curated record. Bases 116 to 700 code for a protein of 194 amino acids.